Symbiodinium pilosum is the source of this 2340-nucleotide messenger RNA. Lineage: Eukaryota; Dinophyceae; Suessiales; Symbiodiniaceae. The record is from the annotation of a GenBank genome assembly.
AUGUUCCAGUUGAGUGUGGUUUUUUCUUGCGGUGAGGCCAUCACAGAAGCACAAGCGAUGUGCAGUCGUGUGGUCAGCGUGAAGGAUUUGAUGAUGCCGGCCUCGCAUCCACAGUAUGACAAAGACAUGGAGAUUCUGAAGAAGCAGGAGGGGAACAAGGCCUGGCAAGAGCUCAGAGACAAGGCCCUGCAUGGCACCAACGCCAAUGGUUUCCCUGCUUGGAAGGCGCAAGCGGCGCGCUGGUGUGAGAACUUGGGGAUCGAUGUGAACAGGCAUCGUGUGUGGACCAGCCGUCCAGAGUUUCAGGGCCACGGUUUGCCCAAGGGUGAGCGUGUGCAAUGCUUGUUGAACUUGGUGGCGCUUCAGAAGUGGUAUGAGCAACCGAAUCAUGCAAAGCUGAGCGAGGUUGAUUGGCCGAAGCUCAUGAGGAACGUGUAUGUUGACUGGAGCCAAAAUCCAGUGCGAAAGGCCUACUCUGGCAAGCAUGGUGAGUUGAACUGCUUGUGUACGUCUUCAAAUAUCUACAGCUUCCAGGAGGAUCGUGCAUUCUUCCCAGUCGAAUACCUGAGGCUUCAGGGAUGGGGUUUCGAUGUCAACAUUCCUGAUGAGAGCCUCCCGAAAAUCAGAGAGAUGUCGGUUCUGCUGGCUGGCCGCGUCCCACAGGAAGAAGAGUGGGCGUCUUUCAACAGCAAGAGCCAGCCCACUGGACUGUGGUGCCUUGUGCACGCGAGGGUGGCUGCGCAGCUCUUCCCAGACUUGGGGUUGGAGCAAGUGGCAAGCCUGUACCACGAGGACUCUGAGGCGGGCCGCUCGGCUCGCAAGCUGGUUGAUGAAGGUGCUACGAACGUCAAAAACAACGUAGCCUUCACUCUCCCAGCGACCGUGUCGUCCGUUGCACAGCAACGCGUUCGGAUGGUUUUCGAACUGGCCUUUGCAACUGAGAGCGACAUCGUGCGCCUGACCGGCCGGUCAAGCAAGUACCUGAAACUCACUGAGGUGAUGAUGCAGCCUGAACAGCGUGGUCACCCUCACCUCACAGGCUUCUUGCUGAACCUCCGUGGGCUCCCCCUCGACGAGAUCUUCUCUCUUCGCCGGGUGCAGGUGUACAAGGACACCUCUCUGAUCCUCAAAGAGGAUAACUUGCAGCCGGACCAGAUGUUGCACGAGUCGCAGCCUGGAGUCUUGUUGCAGUUCCUGUCGCGCAAGCAGUCCGAGAACUACCCCAAAGAGUUUUUGGGUGUUCGGUCCCGCACGGUGCCGCCUACCCUGGAGCAACUGAAGUCGAGGGCUUUGGAGUUUGAGCAGGCUGCAGCUGCAACGGCCGCAGAUGAAGAAGAUGAAGAGAUGGAGGAGGAGGGCCUCGCCGAAGAGGACCUGCAGGAUGUGAUCAUGCAGUCCAAGCCAACGCGUGGGGAUUUGCAGACUAUUUUUGGGCAUGCCAUGGCCGUGGGUGAUAGCCUUUGCGCCUCCUUCUUCACGGAUGCUCUCUGUGAGCUCUUGUCGGGUGGCCAGGACACCUCCAAUGUUGUGAAGUGCAUCUUUUCCAAGAUCUUGCAGGACAACCAUGCAGUGUCUGAGGCUGACCUGAGCUGGGUGCCACAGCCUGUGCAGGCAGCAAUGAAGCGCAUCCGCCAUGUGACAGCUGCCUUUGUCACAGUGCUUGAUCCUGCUGAAUGCGUGGAGGCUGCCGGCAUGGACGACUUGCAGAUGGUGAAGAAGGAUGAGUCCGGCCACAACAUGAUGGUGACUGCAAAGGCCCUGCUGUUUGGAGCUGGCGGCUACUACAACAUGCUGUCGCAGGAGAUGGAGCAGAAGGCAGGGUCCUCCCAGGCCAUCAAGACCGAGUACAACAACAUGCUUGAUGAGGUCAAGGGCAUGAAGGAGCGCAAGGAGGACAUUGAUUUAAUUUUCUUGAAGAAAGUCCUCCUGCGCUUCCCGGUCUUUGUUGAGAAGAUGAGGGAUGGUGCCACCAAGCAGCUUGGCCAUCUUGUUCUUCGUGAGCUGCAAAACCUUGCGAACGAGAUCCUGGCCAAGGAGGGCGCAGUUGAGGGGGAGCAGAACCUUCCAAGCCCUGAUACCAUCAGUACCGUCCUCAAGGGCCUGGAGCUCUUCAUGCAAGAGAAGGGUGUUGUGGAGUUGCUGCAUCGCCUGCAGAAGUUCAAAGAGGCCGCCGGCACGUCUUUGGGAGUGCAAGGAUUCCUCGAAGCUGUUCAGCGCUGCGUGCUUUCACAGUCGGAGGGCAUGGCUGACAUCCUGCGCAAGCUUCCCAUCAAGGAAGUGACGGCCGCGUUGGAUGGCAUUGGUGGUUUGCCUCAAACUUUGCCACCCACAGCAGCUUGA